Moneuplotes crassus is the source of this 563-nucleotide messenger RNA. NCBI's taxonomy places the organism in Eukaryota, Ciliophora, Spirotrichea, Euplotida, Euplotidae. The record is from the annotation of a GenBank genome assembly.
GAUUUAAUAUAAUUAUUUAUAGUCGAAGAUGUUCGCAGGCAAACUAAUUUUGUCAAGAUUUGGAGCUCCUACAGCUAAAAGAGCAGUAGGACUCGGAAAGUUAUUCACUGCUAAGAGGUUUGCUUUUAGUCCUCUCGUUCUUAACGGAGUCAUGAGAAGAUCUUACCAUGAGAAUGUUAUUGAUCACUACGAAAAACCUAGGAAUGUGGGAAGUCUCGAUGCCAAAAGCAAGGAUGUAGGAACUGGUCUCGUUGGAGCCCCUGCUUGUGGAGAUGUCAUGAAACUUCAGAUCCAAGUGAACAAGGAUGACAACAAGAUUGAAAAGGCAGUAUUUAAGACCUUUGGAUGUGGUAGCGCGAUUGCCAGUUCUUCAUACGCAACAGAGAUUUUACACGGCAUGCAUUUGGAUGAUGCUAUGAAUAUCAAGAACAAGGAUAUUUCAGAACACUUGAAACUACCACCAGUAAAGUUGCACUGCUCAAUGUUGGCUGAAGACGCUAUCAAGGCUGCUGUCAAGGACUAUAGAAAGAAAGCUGAUCUUGCUGAUUAAUCUCAUAUUUGUG